Messenger RNA from Apis laboriosa (Himalayan honeybee), 1748 nucleotides. RefSeq names its product nuclease SbcCD subunit C-like. The transcript is spliced from 8 exons. Gene Ontology annotation, cellular component: cilium; ciliary basal body. The record is from RefSeq and is a predicted model, not a curated record. Gene Ontology annotation, molecular function: microtubule binding. Bases 176 to 1729 code for a protein of 517 amino acids. Lineage: Eukaryota; Metazoa; Arthropoda; Insecta; Hymenoptera; Apidae.
UAGCAAAUUGUUAAAAUUUGAUAUAAUAUAGUUUAAUUGUAAUAAUAUUCACACAAAUAGUUGUAAUAAAUACUUACAAAUCUAUAUUCAUUAUUAAUUUUUCUUUUUAUAUUUAUUUAUAUAGGUGUAUUUUAUUUUUUAAGUAUAUUAUAUUCAUAAAAAAAAAUACGAAAAAAUGGUGGAUUUACACGGGAAGGAUAAAGGAAAUAUUUCAUUACCAACAAAAUUACAAUCAUAUGAAGAUGAUGAAAAGAAACCAACAAUUAUUAAUAUGCAAAAAACUUUUUAUACUAUUAAAAUCGCAGAUAUUGAAUCUAGAAUAAACAGGUUAGAUGAAAGAAAUGAGGAAUUGCUAGAGGAAAUCGAAACUACAAAUGAACUUUCAGCUACAAUAGAUACAGAAACAAUUGAAGAAAUUACAAGUUUAAAUAAGCAAUUUUUAACACAAAAUAGUUUGGUAGAAAGUUUAAAAAAUAAAAUCAAUACUAUAGAAAAUGAUAGAAUAGAAAAUCAACGAUUAUAUGAAGAGAAAAAGGAAUUAUUUAAUCAAAAUUAUAAAAAAACGAAAUUUGAAUUAAUUUCUCAAGCCAAAGUUCUAAAUGCGGAAAUUAAUGUUUUGCAAGAUUUUAAAAGAGUGCAAAAUGUAUUACAAGAAAAACUUGAAGAGAAUGAGGAACAAAUGGUAAAAAAUGAAAAGAAAGUAAAAGAAACUAUAGAAAUUGUUAAUCGAAAAAUUGAAUUUGAUAAAGAAAUGCUUAAAAAUGAAAUGUACGAUUGUCUUCUUGAUUUGGCAGCACAAUUUCAAAUGCAAGUUAAUAAACAUAUAAAUUUACCAAAUCAAAGAUUGAUGAGAGAAAAUAUUAUGUUAAAACAUGAAUUACUACAAAUUUCUGAGAAUAUUUCAUCAAAAAUGGAUACUGAACUUUAUUUAAAAAAAUCACAAAUUAAUUAUAAGGAAAAAUUGGGUACACAAUCUAUGUUUAUAAAAGAUAAUAUAAAAAUUUCAAAAAUACAAAAUAUAAUAUUAGAAUAUAUAAAAAAAAAAUUAGAAAAUGCAAAAAAAAACUUAUCACAUAUUCCUAUUCCUGAGGAUGCGAAACAAAGAGAAUAUAUGAUAUUGAUAGAAAAAACUAUUUCUGAGCAAUGCAAUAUCCAUUUUCGUCUCGCAUCAUUAAAAACAAUGCUUCAUAAAAUAAGAUUGAAAAUUAAUCUUGCGAAACAUUUUUUGAAAUUAAUAGAAUCUAAAAUAAGAGCAGUUUUUGAAACUAUUUAUGAUUUAAAAUAUAAUGCAACAUGUUUACUAAAGUAUCCUUAUAGUCGUUGGGAUCUAAUAACAAUGAGUUGCAUUGAAGUGUUUCUAUUUUUGAGAGAUAUACUUAUUAAAGGACAAAUCAAAUUUGAAAAUUAUGUUGUUGAAUCGACGGAAUCUAUACCUGACAAAUUAGAAUCUACUUCAAAUAUAAAAGAAAAUCCAAAUAUAGAAAAUAUUGAUUUGGUAAUGUUUGUAACAAAAGGAUUCUUAAGUAAAGAAAUUUUAGAUAAAACAAAACAAAGUGAAAAUUUGGAUGAGAAGAAAGAAUUUAUUGAAAAUAACGAAAUUAAUGAAACUAUUUCCGAACAUUUCGUUGAAACUAUUUCCAAAGAUAAUAUUGAUUUUAAUUUAGAAAAUAAUGAUGAAUUAUCUAAAGAUGAUGAAAAUGAAUCAGUAUUUGAUAUUGCUGGAGAAUAAAAUCUGGUAUUACAAAUAU